This is a messenger RNA of Osmerus eperlanus (European smelt), 3640 nucleotides long. Its product is annotated as dual specificity mitogen-activated protein kinase kinase 2-like. The record is from RefSeq and is a predicted model, not a curated record. The coding region runs from base 641 to 1828 and encodes 395 amino acids. Gene Ontology annotation, molecular function: ATP binding; protein kinase activity. Lineage: Eukaryota; Metazoa; Chordata; Actinopteri; Osmeriformes; Osmeridae. Gene Ontology annotation, biological process: protein phosphorylation. The transcript has 11 exons.
UCGCGAGAGGAUGUAUGACAGCCUCUUUCUGGACUAGCAGGGCAAUUACCAGUGAAGCUAGAUAGCUAGCAACGAAGAAAGGGGCCAAACUUAGCUGCACCCCCACUCUUAUCCUGGCACGCUGUGUCCAGAGCACCCAUUAACCUCUCGACGGGAGCAUCCAAGGGCUAUACAAGUCGAUUCUAGCUUCGAAGGGUUGCGGUCGAUAAAGGUUCUGCCAUCUUUAACUGGGUUGAACUUAUGGGACAGCACGCGACUAUCUAACUUAGCUUCCAAAUAAGCUAGCCAAACACAGUCGCUUGCUAGUGGUUCCAGCUUGCUACAAGCAAUGUUGGCUUGCUAAGUGUACUGUGAGAAAUAUGAUGGCUGUGGUCGUCAUAUAAUUGUUUCUAAAAAGUUUGCUUGCUAGUAUUGGAAAGUGUCGGAGUUCUUAAUUCAGUUUACUGACCAUACACUGCUUGUUGCUAGCCAGCCAACCUAGCCAGCUAGACACCUUAUCACCCCUGUCAUUAGACUUACAGUAUUAUCGAAGAACACAUUUUGAUCGCAAGUGCCUUAUUGAGUGUUUGUCAAUUUGUUACUUUACCGCUACAAACUGUGGCUCGACUGAACAAGUAUUUAGUUACUCUUAUUAGUGAACAUGGCCUCUAAAAAGAGACCAGUGCCCUUAAUCUUCUCAUCCACCAGCGAGGGACUUUCCACUUCCACCAACAUAAAUGCAGCUUCAGAGGCAAAUCUGGAGGCAUUACAAAAGAAGUUGGAGGAGCUCGAUCUGGACGAACAACAGAAGAAGAGGCUGGAGGCUUUUCUCACCCAGAAGGCCAAAGUAGGCGAAAUGAAAGAUGAUGACUUCCACCGUAUCUGUGAGCUUGGGGCCGGCAAUGGAGGUGUGGUCAACAAGGUGUGCCACAAACCCUCAGGCCUGGUAAUGGCCAGGAAGUUGAUUCACUUGGAAAUAAAGCCUGCCAUCAGAAACCAGAUCAUCAGAGAGCUGCAGGUGCUGCAUGAGUGUAACUCCCCCUACAUAGUGGGCUUCUACGGGGCCUUCUACAGCGACGGAGAGAUCAGCAUCUGCAUGGAACACAUGGACGGCGGCUCUCUGGACCAGGUGCUCAAAGAGGCCAGGAGGAUCCCAGAGGAGAUCUUGGGUAAAGUCAGCAUUGCUGUUCUGCGGGGUCUUGCCUACCUGCGAGAAAAACACCAAAUUAUGCAUAGAGACGUGAAGCCAUCUAACAUCUUGGUGAACUCUCGUGGGGAGAUCAAGCUGUGUGACUUUGGUGUGAGCGGCCAGCUUAUUGACUCCAUGGCCAAUUCCUUUGUUGGCACAAGAUCUUACAUGUCGCCUGAGAGACUGCAGGGCACCCACUACUCUGUGCAGUCGGACGUGUGGAGUAUGGGACUGUCUCUAGUGGAACUGUCAAUUGGUCGCUACCCCAUCCCUCCUCCUGAUGCUAAGGAACUAGAGGCCAUAUUUGGGCGUCCCAUCCUUGAUGGGACAGAGGGAGAAACACACAGUACUUCCCCCCGGCCCAGACCCCCUGGGAGACCUGUCAGUGGUCACGGCCCUGCAAUGGCUAUCUUUGAGCUGCUGGACUAUAUUGUCAAUGAGCCUCCUCCGAAGCUGCCUCAUGGAGUUUUCACCUCCGACUUCCAUGAUUUUGUGACUAAGUGUCUCAUCAAGAACCCGGCAGACAGAGCUGACCUGAAGAUGCUGAUGAACCACACGUUUAUCAAGCGCUCUGAAGUGGAGGAGGUGGACUUUGCCGGCUGGCUUUGCAAAACUAUGGGAUUCAACCAACCCAGCACUCCUACUCACACAGCAGACUAAACACCCCCUCUCUUACACACACACACACACACACACACACAGAACAUGGGCAGACACAUGCGCACUUUCCUUGUCGGCCACCUCCCUCAGGUGAACUACUGAAGGCUUGACUAUGACUUGGCAUCGCCCCAUCCCUCAUAAUUCCGAAGCUAUACGUAAAUGUGACUUUCUACCAUGUCUGAAGAAAGCCCAUAAUUCAACUGUGUUGAAAAUCCACAAUUGGGACUGGAACCAAUGUGCUUUGUGUCAGUGAGGGCAGAGUUCUCUGUCCAUGAGUCAAACACGCUAGAACUGUAGUUCUCCCCUCCGAGGUUUGUUUGUAGCCUGGGGUCACUCCUUUCUGCUAGAUAAUCCCUAACCAGUUGUAAGGGACAGAGCAAUUAGUAAACACAGAUCUGUCAAACAGUAUAGAGAUGGCGUUUUCAGGAUUGCCAUUUUGCUCCCAAUUACCAUUAAUUUGAUAACUCCCCCCAGUAAUGCUUAGUGCCAAUAUGGAGAACCAUUUGAGGGUGUCUAUCUGUGGCUGUAACAAGAGGACUACUGAGGCUAUUUGUCUUGCCUGCACUAUAUCUGCCUGCUUCGAAAAAUGUAUGUUUCCUGUGAGAGUUACUACAGAUUCACAUGAAUGGUUAGGAUUAAGGUUUAGUUGCUGUAGCCUGAAACUUGGUCUGUGCUUACUUGGAGCUUACCUGUAAAACAAUUUCCACACUACCCUGUAGCUUUUGUGCAAGUCCAACAUCAGAAUAUGUUGACAGUCAGAUCCCACGGAGCCCAGAAGGGAUGAUACAAAAGACAUGGUCUCCUGUUCCAAAACACACAGCUCCUAACAGCAACAGACACAUCUACAUAUGUACACACACAGUAUACAACAGCAACCACUCAUGCUCUCUUUAUACAAUUAUCUUUCUCUUCUGUUUCUUUUCUAUGUCAAUGAUUUGAAUACAUCUGUAUAAAAAAACAGUGCUUAACCAGCAGCAGCUGUGUCACAUUGGUCGAUUUUCCUUGGCUGUUGGUACUAAUGCAAUCAGUUGUAGUUAUCAUGGGUUCUUUAUGGGAAUGUUUACACACCUUUGCGAUAUAGAUAUGUAUUAUAUCUAUAUAUAUAUAUGCAGAUGUUUAAAGAUCAGUUUUUUGGGGUAGGUUGAUUGGGUAUUGUUCAUUUAUCAGGGACCCUGUUGGGAUGCUGAGAAACAGCACUGAUUAUGGUGUAUUUUUGACGACUGGCACUCAGGGUUGAAAUGUUCUCAAACAAUUUGUUUUGUGUUGGUUUAUCUGCAUCUGAUGCUUAAUCUGAAACAUCAGAAAUGUUGGUGCUGCAGAGCUAGCCUUGUUGGUAAGACCUACUCUUGUGUUUGGUUUCACUUUUGUAGGAUAAUUCAGACUGAAAUCCCAUCAGGCUACAGCAGAACAUCAAGCUAUAGUUAAAUACCAUCAAAUACUAGAUGUCCCAACCUUAAAUGCACCCUGCAUCAUUUUACCUCCCGUACAAUGUUCCUUAAACCCCUAAACUAUCUUCCCUAUCCUCAACCAUACCAUUCAUCUGCAACCAUGUGUAGACAGUGCAGGUGUGUUUUAUAAGUGGUGACAUACACACUGUCAGUGUGUGUGAGACAGCCAGUCUCCCUCCCUGUACAUUCACCACAGGCCAGAGUUACCAUGGGAGUUUACCUCUGAAGCCUCUUGCUCUAUUAGGGUUCUUCUCAAUUUUCUCAGUAACGGUUUAAAGAUGGAACAGUUCAUAUGAUGAAACCAUCAAAAGCUUUGUCUUUAAAAAGUCGUAAUUGUUAAUAAAUGUUAUGUAUAUUGUCACAA